AUGGAGGGGGAUGGUAGGAACAAUGGAACCCAAUGCUUUGUUUUAAGUGGCAGGAGGGAGCUCUUCGUUGGCGUUCAUUUGGGACUAAGGGAUCUAUCCAGUCUCUCAAGCCGUGUUUAUCGGAAUAUUUUGCCAUCCUCUAAGGAACGAGAUGAUAAGAAAUGGUGUCAAGAUGAUUACAUGAUACAGGAGCUUCAACUGCCACUCAUUCUAUUACUGGUGAAAACAUAA
Prunus armeniaca (apricot) is the source of this 231-nucleotide messenger RNA. Lineage: Eukaryota; Viridiplantae; Streptophyta; Magnoliopsida; Rosales; Rosaceae. The record is from the annotation of a GenBank genome assembly.